AUGUCUGCCUUUUCGCUCUACACCACUCCGCCUCCCACUCCCACACAAUCCUCCGUCAUCCUCUCCCACACCUGUCUCCACGCAGGGAUGCUCUGGAUGCUGCUGGGACUUCACACUCCUGUGGUGCUGGAUGAUGGCGGCAGGAAGCCCCUGGGGCUGGCUCCUGGGACCCCUCGUUCUGGGUGUCACAGGUACCUGAAGGUGCAGCAUUUGCCAGGCUGUGCAGGACCCAGCGCCCUCCCGGGCGUGCCUGAGGCUGCCCGGGGUGUUACUUGUGUCUCUGGGCACAGGGGGCCUUGCCCCACUGCUCAGGCCCCGCCCAUAUCACUGACCCCGCCCCACAGCAGCCCCGACUCUGCCCGCAACCUUGGCUCCACCCACACCGCUGACACCCUGGCCCUCCCCAGCCCAGAUUCCAUCCUAGGGUCCGCGGCCUGGCCCGGCGGUGGCCGCAUCGUGAGCGGCGAGGACUGCAGUCCACACUCGCAGCCCUGGCAGGCAGCCCUCUUCGUGGAAAGUGAAUUUUUCUGCGGGGCAGUCCUGGUGCACCCGCAGUGGGUGCUGUCAGCAGCACACUGCUUCCAGAAUGCCUACACCGUCGGCCUCGGCCUCCACAGCCUGGAGGCCGAGCAAGAACCCGGCAGCCGUAUGGUGGAGGCCAGCCUCUCCAUCCGCCACCCAGAGUACAACAACCCAUUCAUCGCCAACGACCUCAUGCUCAUCAGGCUGGCAGAGCCCGUGUCCCUGUCGGCCACCAUUCAGACCAUCAGCCUGGCCUCCCGGUGUGCCACGCCCGGAGAGUCCUGCCUCGUGUCCGGCUGGGGGCAGCUGAUGGGCGGCAAGCAGCCCCAAGUACUCCAGUGUGCCAACAUCUCAGUGGUGUCUGAGCAGGCGUGCAGAGCAGUCUACGGCCCCGUGUACCACACCAGCAUGCUCUGUGCCGGAGGAGGGGAGGACCGCAGAGACUCCUGCCACGGUGACUCCGGGGGCCCCCUGGUCUGCAGCGGGUCUCUGCAGGGCCUCGUGUCUUUUGGACAAUCGGAGUGUGGCCUCCCCUCCGUGCCAGCUGUGUACACCAACCUCUGCAAGUUCACUGACUGGGUACAGAAAACCAUCCAGGCCACUUAGCCGCCGGAACCAGGACCCGUGAAUCAGGACCCCCUCAGUCUAUGCAGAUGACAACAGCUGGGGACUUGGGAUCCCUCAGACCCAGGAAUCUAGACCCUUAGUUCCCUCCUCCCUCAAGGCAAUCCCAUUAAGAUUAUUUUUUUCCUGGACACACUGCCCCCUGGUGGUAUACUGGUGAACCAACCUUAUUGGGGACCCAGAAAAUGUUUUCACCCUUGCUGACCUCUUCCCCUACACCUGGAAAUAAAAGC
This is a messenger RNA of Erinaceus europaeus (western European hedgehog), 1379 nucleotides long. Its product is annotated as kallikrein-4. The transcript has 7 exons. The coding region runs from base 1 to 1128 and encodes 375 amino acids. The record is from RefSeq and is a predicted model, not a curated record. Gene Ontology annotation, molecular function: serine-type endopeptidase activity. Gene Ontology annotation, biological process: amelogenesis; proteolysis; extracellular matrix disassembly. Lineage: Eukaryota; Metazoa; Chordata; Mammalia; Eulipotyphla; Erinaceidae.